CCUCAAGUCAUUUACAACUGGGAAACUGAAGUGACAACAUCGCAGGAGUUCAGAGACGCCCAGCAAAAGCUUGCUUUUUUUGGAUUUAUGAAAUUAUUUAUUGGACCUUUUUUUAACUAUCGAAAAGGAAAAUAAACAGGAUCUAUGAUAACUCCACGUGGAAUUAUACAUCAAUUUUAAAUCAGAAAAGAAGGAAUGCAUCCUUUCUUUGUGAAACUAACUUCCCUGUUGUCGCUGAUUGCUCUAACACGAGGCCUAAGAUGCUCUACAUCCACCGAGUCCUGUUUAGACCUGGGGCGGUGUGAGCCCACGGUAGAAGGAAAUGGAGAGUGCAAGUGUCGUGAUGGGUUUGUGGGGAACAGAUGUCAGCACAGAGACCCCUGCUCCGCCUCUCCUUGUAAAAACAGCGGCACGUGUCACGUGGUGCUCCGAGGGGAUUCGGUGAGCUUCGCGUGUGUCUGUGAGCCGGGCUUCACGGACCGCGUGUGUUUCACGCCCGUCAACAACGCCUGUCUGAGUUCGCCCUGUCGGAACGGUGGCAGCUGCGACCCGGUCAACCUCCAGGACUACAAGUGCCAAUGUCCUCCCGGCUGGUCCGGUAAGCAGUGUCAGCUGGCGGACCCCUGUGCCUCCAAUCCGUGCGCCAACGGCGGCCAGUGCACGCCCUUUGAGUCCCACUACAUCUGCACGUGCACGCCCCGCUUCUACGGCAAGAUGUGCCAGCAGGACGUCAACGAGUGUGCCCAGAACCCCUCGCCGUGCCGCAACGGGGGGCGUUGCGUGAACGUGGUGGGCGCCUACCGCUGCCAGUGUCCCCAGGAGUACACGGGCGAGCACUGCGAUGUCCGCUAUCUGCCCUGCAGCCCCUCCCCCUGCCACAACGGGGGCACCUGCGUCCAGAAGGGAGAGACCGCCUACGAGUGCUCCUGUGUGCCAGGUUUCUCGGGUCAGAACUGUGAAACUAACAUUGAUGACUGUCCUGGAAAUAAUUGUCAGAAUGGAGCAACCUGUGUGGAUGGUGUUAACACCUAUAACUGCAAUUGUAAACCUGAAUUCACAGGCCAGGUCUGUUUAGACGACAUUGACGAGUGCGAGUUGAUACCCAACGCGUGCCAGAACGGUGGAACGUGCCACAACAUCUACGGUUCCUACCAGUGUGUGUGCGUCAACGGGUGGACCGGCGACGACUGCGGCGAGAACAUCGACGACUGCGCCUCCGCCGCCUGUGACAAGGGCGCCACCUGCCACGACCGAGUGGCGUCUUUCUAUUGCCAGUGUCCCCCCGGGCGCACAGGUCUGCUCUGUCACCUGAAUGACGCCUGUAUCAGUAACCCUUGUCAAAAAGGCUCCAACUGUGACAACAACCCCGUUACCGGCAACGCCAUCUGCACCUGUCCCCUGGGCUACUUUGGCGCCGCCUGCGACCAGGACGUCGACGAGUGCUCGCUGGGUGGCAAUCCCUGUGAGCAUGGGGGCAAGUGCAUGAACACCAAAGGUUCAUUCCAGUGUAACUGCCUGUCCGGUUUCUCUGGGGCUCGCUGUGAACACGACGUCAACGAGUGCCUCUCCAACCCCUGCCAGAACGAAGCCACUUGCCUCGACCGGAUAGGAGGUUUUCACUGCAUUUGUAUGCCAGGCUACAAGGGGCUGUUCUGCCAGAUCAAUACGGACGAGUGCGCCAGCAACCCCUGCCAGAACAAUGGGAAAUGCAUCGACAAGAUCAACACCUUCCACUGUCAGUGUCUCACAGGCUUUGCCGGGAGCCUUUGCCAGAUGGAUAUUGACGAGUGUGCCAGCACGCCUUGCAAGAACGGCGGCAAGUGUACAGACGGCCCGAACAAGUACACCUGCGAAUGUACCGACGGUUACGCGGGGCAGCACUGUGAAACGGACAUCAACGAGUGCUCCUCCAACCCCUGUCACUACGGUACCUGUAAAGACGGCAUUGCCUCCUUCACGUGUUACUGUCGUCCCGGUUACACCGGGCCACGCUGCGAGUUCAACAUCAACGAGUGCCUGAGUCAGCCCUGCCGCAAUGGCGGUGCCUGUCAGGACCGCGAGAACUCCUACAUCUGCACCUGCCCCAAGGGCACUGCAGGUACAAACUGUGAAGUCAACCUGGACGACUGUGAGAGCAAACCGUGCAAAUAUGGGACGUGCAUCGACAAGAUCAACGGCUACGAGUGUGCCUGCGAGCCAGGCUACAGCGGGACAAUGUGCAACAUCAACAUAGAUGAAUGUGCCCUCAACCCAUGUCACAACGGGGGUACCUGCCAAGACGGCAUCAACACCUUCACCUGUGUGUGUCCAGAGGGUUACCACGACGCCACCUGUUUCUCCCAGGUCAACGAGUGCCUUAGCAACCCAUGUAUUCACGGCCACUGCCAGGAUAAAGUCAACGAUUACAACUGUCUGUGUGACAAUGGGUGGAGUGGCAAGAACUGUGACAUCAACAACAACGAGUGUGAGUCCAACCCCUGCAUGAAUGGAGGAACCUGUAAGGAUAUGACCAGCGGAUAUGUCUGCUCCUGUCGAGUCGGCUUCACUGGUCCGAGCUGCCAGACCAACAUCAAUGAAUGUGCUUCCAACCCCUGCCUGAACAAAGGGACCUGCAUUGAUGAUGUCGCUGGCUACAAGUGCAACUGUUUGCUGCCGUACACCGGUGAGAACUGUGAGACUGUGCUGGCACCAUGCAGCCCCAAGCCCUGUAAAAACGGAGGUCUGUGUCAGGAAUCUGAGGACUAUGAGAGUUUCUCCUGUGCAUGUCCAGAAGGCUGGCAAGGCCAGACCUGUGAGGUGGACAUUGACGAAUGUGUGAAGAACCCGUGUCACAACGGGGCUUCCUGUGAGAACACCAUAGGCAACUACCGCUGUGGCUGCAACGCCGGUUACACUGGCCGCAACUGUGAGACCGACGUGGACGACUGCAAGCCCAACCCCUGCAGUAAUGGGGGCUUCUGUCGGGACGAGGUGGACAACUUUGUGUGCACUUGCCUGCCGGGCUUCCGCGGCAUCAGGUGUGAGGAGGACAUCAACGAGUGUGACAGCAACCCGUGUAAGAACGGAGCCAACUGUACGGACUGUGUCAACAGCUACACCUGCACCUGUCCGCCCGGCUUCAGCGGGAUCCACUGUGAGAACAACACACCCGACUGCACCGAGAGCUCUUGUUUCAACGGCGGUACGUGUGUGGACGGCAUCAACACCUUCACCUGCCAGUGUCCGCCCGGCUUCACCGGCAGCUACUGCCAGCACGACAUCAACGAGUGUGACUCCAGACCUUGCCUGAAUGGAGGCACGUGCCAAGACAGCUACGGGACCUACAAGUGCACCUGUCUCCAGGGCUACACAGGACUCAACUGCCAGAACAUGGUACGCUGGUGUGAAUUAUCCCCCUGUAAGAACGGGGCCAAAUGUUGGCAGACCGGUACCACCUACACCUGUGAAUGCCAGGGCGUCUGGACGGGCCUCUACUGCGACGUGCCCAAGGUCUCCUGCGAGGUGGCGGCCAAACAGAGAGGAGUGGAGGUGGCCGCCCUUUGCCAAAACUCGGGCCAGUGUCUGGACGCAGGGAACAUCCACUACUGCCACUGCCAGGCAGGGUACACGGGAAGCUACUGCGAGGAGCAGGUGAACGAGUGCAUCCCCAACCCCUGUCAGAAUGGAGCCACCUGCACCAGCUUCCUGGGAGGGUACUCGUGUCAGUGCGUUCUGGGAUAUGUCGGGACUAACUGCUCCAAAGAGAUCAAUGAGUGUUUCUCCCAGCCGUGCCAGAACGGGGGCACCUGCAUUGACCUGAUCAAUACCUACAAAUGCUCCUGUCCCAGAGGAACCCAAGGUGUCCACUGUGAGAUCAACAUAGACGACUGCAACCCCUUCUUGGACCCGGUGGCCAACGAGCCCAAGUGCUUCAACAAGGGGAGGUGUGUGGACCGGGUCGGGGGUUACCACUGCGUCUGUCCCGCCGGUUACGUGGGAGAGCGCUGCGAGGGCGACGUCAACGAGUGUCUAUCCAACCCGUGUGAUCCCCGUGGGACGCACAACUGCGUCCAGCUCACCAAUAACUACCGCUGCGACUGUCGCACUGGAUACACGGGCCAGCACUGCGACACGGUAUUCGACGGCUGCAAAGGCAAACCGUGUCGUAACGGAGGGACGUGUGCCGUAGCCAGCAACACUCCCCACGGCUUCAUCUGCAAGUGUCCGCCUGGCUACACCGGCUCCAGCUGCGAGUACGACGCCCGCUCCUGCGGCAGCCUGCACUGUGGAAACGGCGGCACCUGCGUUUCCGGCCACAAGAGCCCCAGGUGUCUGUGCACCCCGUCGUUCACCGGGCCGCAGUGUGAAUACCCGGCGGACAGCCCGUGUAACGCCAACCCGUGUUACAACGGCGGUACCUGCGAGUACACCGCCGAGGCCCCCUACUACCACUGCGUGUGCCCGGCCAACUUCAACGGCCUGCUGUGUCACAUCCUGGACUACGGCUUCCUGGGUGGCUUCGGCCGCGACAUCACGCCCCCGCCGAAGGUGGAGGUGAGCUGCGAGAACCCCCAGUGCGAGGAGAGGAAGGGGAACAAGUUCUGCGACGGCGUGUGCAACAACCACACGUGCGGCUGGGACGGCGGCGACUGCUCGCUGAACUUCGACGACCCGUGGAAGAACUGCACGUCGUCCCUGCAGUGCUGGCGCUACUUCAACAACGGGAGGUGCGACGAGCAGUGCGACAACUCCGGCUGCCUGUAUGACGGCUUCGACUGUCAGAACCUGGAGGGCCAGUGCAACCCUCUAUAUGACCAGUACUGCAAGGACCAUUACGCUGACGGCCACUGCGACCAGGGAUGCAACAAUGCCGAGUGCGAGUGGGAUGGUCUGGACUGCGCCGAUAAUGUGCCAGAGAAGCUGGCCUUGGGCCGCCUUGUCAUCGUGGUUCAAAUCAGGCCGGAACAGCUCCGGAACAACACGUCUGGCUUCCUGCGCGAGCUGAGCCGCGUGCUCCACACCAACGUGGUGUUCCGGCGGGACGCCAAGGGGGAGGCCAUGAUCUACCCAUACUACGGCAGCGAGCAGGAGCUGAGGAAGCGCAACGCCAAGCGCUCGGUAGCCUGGGCCGAGGUCCCUGGCACGGUGCUCGGCUCCGUGACGAACAGCCUAUACACCGUUGCCACGGCAAACCGGCGGAGACGGAGGGAGCUGGACCCUAUGCAGGUCAAAGGGGCCAUAGUGUACCUGGAGAUUGACAAUCGCCAGUGCUUCCAGCAGUCAACCGAGUGCUUCCAGAGCGCCACAGACGUAGCGGCCUUCCUCGGGGCGCUGGCCUCCAGCGGAAACCUCAAUGUACCCUACGUCAUAGAGGCCGUUCACAGUGAGGUCGACCCCCAGUCGCCGCCGCCGUUGUACCCCAUCUACGUGGUCUUGGCCGGGCUGGCCCUCCUGGCCUUAGUGGGCGUGGGGAUGGUCGCCUCGCGGAAGCGCCGCCGCGAGCACGGCCAGCUGUGGUUCCCGGAGGGCUUCAAGACCGGCGAGCCCAAUAAGAAGAGGAGGGAGCCCGUCGGGGAGGAUUCAGUGGGAUUGAAGCCACUGAAAAACUCCUCGGACAUAUCACUGAUGGACGACAACCAGAAUGAAUGGGGAGAAGAGGAGCCUUCGGACACCAAGCGGCUCAGGUUGCAGCAGUUUGAGGAGCAGGCUAUGCUGGACCUGGACGACCAGACGGAUCACCGUCAGUGGACCCAGCAGCACCUGGACGCGGCUGACCUUCGUAUCCCCUCCAUUGCCCCCACACCGCCUCAGGGCGAGAUUGAGAACGAUUGCAUGGAUGUCAAUGUACGGGGACCAGACGGCUUCACCCCCCUGAUGAUCGCCUCUUGCAGUGGCGGAGGUCUAGAAACGGGUAACAGCGAGGAGGACGAAGACUCCUCGGCCAACGUGAUCAAUGACUUCAUCUACCAGGGUGCCAACCUCCACAGUCAGACGGACCGCACCGGGGAGACUGCCCUCCAUCUCGCCGCCCGCUACGCCCGCUCCGAUGCAGCCAAACGUCUCCUGGAGGCCAGCGCCGACGCCAACAUCCAGGACAACAUGGGCAAGACGCCGUUACAUGCCGCCGUGGCAGCUGACGCCCAGGGUGUCUUCCAGAUUUUGAUCCGGAACCGCGCCACGGACCUAGAUGCCCGCAUGCACGACGGCACCACCCCUCUGAUCCUGGCGGCGCGACUGGCAGUGGAGGGCAUGGUGGAGGAGCUCAUCAACUGCCACGCUGACGUCAACGCCAUCGACGACUUCGGCAAAUCUGCUCUUCACUGGGCAGCAGCAGUAAAUAAUGUGGAGGCAGCCAUCAUACUACUGAAGAAUGGAGCCAACAAAGACAUGCAGAACAACAAGGAGGAGACUCCUCUGUUCCUCGCUGCCAGGGAAGGAAGCUACGAGACGGCCAAGGUCCUGCUGGAGCACUUCGCUAACCGCGAGAUAACGGACCACAUGGACCGGCUGCCCAGAGACGUCGCGCAGGAGAGGAUGCACCACGACAUCGUCCGUCUCAUGGACGAGUACAACCUGGUCCGCAGCCCGCCCAUGCACAGCCACGGACACGUGGGCUCCAUGGGAAACACCCUGUCCCCUCCCCUCUGCUCGCCCAACAGCUACAUGGGCAACAUGAAGCCCUCGGUCCAGAGCAAGAAAGCCCGCAAGCCCAGUGCCAAGGGCAUCGGCUGCAAAGACGGCAAGGACAUGAAGAACAAGAAGAAGUCCUCCCAGGAUGGUAAGGGAGGAAGUCUCCUGGACAGUUCGGCCGUCCUGUCCCCCGUGGAAUCCUUGGAGUCCCCGCAUGGGUACAUCUCCGACGUGGCGUCCCCGCCCAUGAUGACGUCCCCCUUCCAGCAGUCCCCGUCCAUGUCCCACCUCCAGGGCAUGUCUGACCCCCACAUGGGGGUGAACCACAUGGGCGUGCCCAACAAGAAGGACCUGGCACGGAUGCCGUUUGACCCGCUGCCGCCCCGUCUCACCCACCUCCCGGUGUCGGGCUCCAGCGGGGGCAUGAACGGCCAGUGUGACUGGCUCUCCAGGAUGCACGCCAACCUGGGCCAGCCGGUCCAGUUCAACCCCAUGAGGGUGGCUCCCGUCGGGGGGCAGGGCGGCCUGCACCAGGGUGGAGGGCAGCACGGAAUGAUGACCUCCCUCCACAACGGACUGCCUCAGAUGAUGGGCUACCAGGGCCUGCAGAGCAGCCGGCUGGCCUCGCAGCCCCACCUCCUGCAGCAGGCCCAGCAGCAGAUGCAGCAGCAGACCCUGAAGCAGCAGCUCCAGCAGCAGCAACAGCAGGGCAUCCAGCUGCAGCACCAGAACUCUAGCGGCGGCGCCAGCGGGCAGAGCUUCAUCGGCAGCGAGCUGAGCGGUUCAGAGCUCCAACAGGGCACGGGGAACCAGGGCUCCAUGGCCAUCCACACCAUCCUGCCCCAGGAGACCCAGAUCAUGAGCCAGAACCUGCCUAGCACCCAGUACCUUACCCCGCCUUCUCAGCACAGCUACACGGGACCCUUGGACAACACCCCCAACCACCAGCUACAAGUCCCAGACCACCCCUUUCUGACCCCCUCCCCUGGUUCUCCGGACCAGUGGUCCAGCUCCUCCCCACAUUCUAACAUGUCCGACUGGUCAGAGGGCAUUUCGAGUCCACCGACCAGCAGCAUGCAAUCUCAGAUCGCAUAUGUUCCCGACCAGUUCAAGUGAAGAGUUUGUAUUGCUGUGCCAAGAUGGACUGACAGAUAUUUUUGUAUGAAAAGGCACAAAAAGACAAAAAUUGACUUCAUUGAAGGAUCCUUUUAUAUGCUUUUAUACUAACAGUAAGAAUGACCUAUGUUUUAUUAGUUUUCGUUAUUUAUUAAUGUAUUAUUUAUACCUUUUCCUCUGCCUGCUUACAGAAAUGUGGGAUCCAAGUUGUCAGCCUAUCAGGGCAGAGUAGUUUAAACUUGGAGGGAGACUGUUGCUUUGCCUAUUUUUUAUUUUUUUUAAUAUUUAGUGCUUUUUUCUGCAUUAUACCAAGCUAUUCUGAUGUACACUGGGUAUUUAUUUGUGUAGACAUUGUGCAUUUUCUGAUUUUCUUUUUUCUAUCCAACUUGUUUAUAUUCUUUUGUAAUUUUUGUUGUAUAAUCUUGUAAAAUCAACUGAUUUAAGAGCAUUUUAUACAGAACAUUCUUAAAUCCAGUGUUAUUUUGCUUUUGUUAAAUAGUCCAGAACAAUGCUUUUAUUUGUCAACGAAGUAAACAUAAAAAGUCUUAUUUUUCACAUUCUUGGUCAGGGAUGCUGUUUGAAUGGAUUAUGUAAUUACAGUAGCUGGUUUUCAUGUUAUAUUUUAAACGGCUUCUGACCAAAAUCAAGAGUCAUGUAAAUUAGGUGCUAGAGUUGUAAGUUGUUCUUGGCUCAAUGGAGCUUAAGCCUCUUGGUUGGAUUGUAUGUACAGCACGUGUUGAUCGUGUUCAAGAAAUGGCCAAGUGGUCAAAGGUUUGAAUUUGUUAUUCUGAGGGAUAAUUUGAAAAUCUACUUUUCCUUGAUCCCUCCAAUUGUUUUAGCCUGUGGCUGGUGUUGUGUUAUUGUAAAUAUAUGCAUCUCACUUGUAAGCACGAUUUUGUUUCAGAAAUCCUAAGUCUUAAAUGGGCAAUAUAUAAGAUUGUUACUGUACUACUGCCAUAAUAACAAGCAAAAAUGACUAGUAGACAUCAGCAGUUAAUGUUUUUAAUGUUUCAAAUAAUCAUUUUCUACAAAAUGAAUCCGAGUGACUGCCGUUUCCCCUAUUUAAACAUUCUCGCUGGUCCGUCUAAUUGUUUGCAUUGACUUGUAAUCCCCUUAUACUUGUUUUAGACACAGAACCAUCCUUCAAACCUAAACCCUGGACUAGCUAGUACUAUACUGGUCUUGUUCGGUAAGAGAAGACGAGGAGACAAGUUGUGUUAUUGUUUAGAGGGAGCAUUCACAGUGCCCCUUUAAGUAUGUCAUAUAUAAGGUAUUUACAUUGAUCCACUAAAAUGAAAAAUGAAUCAAUACACAACAUAGUAUAUUUUAAGAACAGAAAUUUAAAUAAAAUAUGUUUUAAGCCCCAGAAAAUAUGAGAUAUUAACAGCGGUAGUGUAUUGACUGCUUGUGCGAUAGAAAACAAUUGGCAAAAUUGUUUUUACUAGAUGUAAAAAGGAAAACGAAAGUGUUGUGUUUUUAAAUGAUCCUCCCCUAAUGCUUAGUGAGAUGCUCUGAAUGGUAUGAGUUCUAUAGUUUGUUCAUUAAAACCCUAGGAUGUAUCUGCAAUCAAAUGUUAUACCUUCCUGCAAAGUUUUAAUAUGCAUAAAAUGUAUUUUUCUUCCUCUACCUGUUAUAAAAAAGUAUCUUCAUAUCAUUAAAAAACCUGUUGCGCAUCUUGA
Messenger RNA from Esox lucius (northern pike), 9404 nucleotides. Its product is annotated as neurogenic locus notch homolog protein 1. The coding region runs from base 196 to 7725 and encodes 2509 amino acids. Lineage: Eukaryota; Metazoa; Chordata; Actinopteri; Esociformes; Esocidae. Gene Ontology annotation, biological process: regulation of developmental process; cell differentiation; multicellular organism development. Gene Ontology annotation, molecular function: calcium ion binding; signaling receptor activity; protein binding. The transcript has 34 exons. Gene Ontology annotation, cellular component: plasma membrane; protein-containing complex. The record is from RefSeq and is a predicted model, not a curated record.